AUGACGUUCAUCCGAGUUACCAUUACCAAAACGUUUAUUUAUUUAUUCCUUCACUUCAUUCAUGUGUUUUUCUUCUUUUAUGACACUGAAGUUUUUUUUCUUUCUUUCUUUCUUUCUUUCUUUCUUUCUUUCUUUCUUUCUUCUUCUUCUUCUUCUUCUUCUUCUUCUUCUUCUUCUCUCGUCUUACUUCUCAACUUUCUUCUUCGUCCUCUUCUUCUUCGUAUUCAUUCUUUUCUUUCUUCUCGUCUUCUCUUCCUCAUCUUUUCUUCUUUUUUAUUCCUCUUCUUUGUCUUCUUCUCUUCGUCUUCUUUUAUUUCACUUAAGUUCUUCUUUCUUUUUCUUCUUCCUUUUCGUCAUCUUCUUUUAUUUCUUUCUUCUUCUUCCUCUUUCUUUCUUUCUUUCUUUCUUUCUUUCUUUCUUUCUUUCUUCUCUCCUUUUCUACCCCCUCCUCUUUUCUCUGACCACCCCUUCCUUUUCUGCACCCUCCUCAUAAUGCCUCUUUUUAGUCUUCAAUCCCCUCCUCCUUUUUUUUCCGUCCCUUCCUCAUUUCUUUUUAAUAUUCAUCUUUCUCUCUUUCUUUUUCUUAAAACUCCUCCAACCAUUCCUUUUACCCUAUCCUUCUCGUACUGCUUCUCUUUAGUUUUUAACACUUCUUUUUCUCUUUCUCUUCGUUUUUUCUCCAUACAUUUGGAAUACGAUGACGAGAAGACAUCCAUCUCUUCAUCGUACUCCACAUGUAUUGUCCAGUACAACAUCGUUUUAAACUCUCUCCUCCACUCUCUUGAUCUCCUAUAUUCAGCGUUCUUCUUUUUUUUUCUCCUCCUCCUCCUCAUUUUAUUUAGUAUUCAGCGUUCUUCUUUUUUUUUCUUCUCCUCAUCCUCCUCAUUUUAUUUAGUAUUCAGCGUUCUUCUAUUUUUUCUUCUCCUCCUCCUCAUUUUAUUUACGUUCUUCUUCUCCUCCUCCUCCUCAUUUUAUUUAGUAUUCAGCGUUCUUUUUUUUUUCUUCUCCUCCUCCUCAUUUUAUUUAGUAUUCAGCGUUCUUUUUUUUCUUCUCCUCCUCCUCAUUUUAUUUAGUAUUCAGCAGCCUUUUUUCUUCUUUCCUUUUUAUUUAGUAUUCAGCGUUCUUCCUUUUCUUCUCCUCCUCCUCAUUUUAUUUAGUAUUCAGCGUUCUUCUUUUUUUCUCCUCCUCCUCCCCUACUUUUUAUUUUUUCAGCGUUCUUUUUUUCUUCUUCUCCUCCUCUUCCAGAUUUUAUUUAGUAUUCAGCGUUCUUUUUUUCUUCUCCUCCUUUUUAUUUAUAUUCAGCGUUCUUUUUUUCUUCUCCUCCUCCCCCUACUCAUUUUAUUUAGUAUUCAGCUUCUUUUUUUUCUUCUCCUCCUCCGCCACAUUUUAUUUAGUAUUCAGCCUUUUUUUUUCUUCUCCUCCUCCUCUUCAUUUUAUUUAUAUUCAGCGUUCUUCUUUUUUUUUCUUCUUCUCCUCCUCCUCCUCCUCCUCAUUUUAUUUAGUAUUCAGCGUUCUUCUUUUUUUUUCUUCUCCUCCUCAUUUAAUUUAGUAUUCAGCGUUCUUCUUUUUUUUCUUUCUCCUCCUCCGCCACAUUUUAUUUAUUAUUCAGCCUUCUUUUCUUUCUUCUCCUCCUCCUCCUCAUUUUAUUUAUUAUUCAGCGUUCUUCUUUUUUUUCUCCUCCUCCUCCUCAUUUUAUUUAGUAUUCAGCCUUCUUUUUUUUUCUUCUCCUCCUCCUCCUCAUUUUAUUUAGUAUUCAGCUUCUCCUUUUUUUUUCUUCUUCUCCUCCUCCUCCUCAUCCUCCUCAUUUUAUUUAGUAUGCAGCGUUCUUCUUUUUUUUUCUUCUCCUCCUCUUCCACAUUUUAUUUAGUAUUCAGCGUUCUUCUUUUUUUUUUUCUCCUCCUCCUCCAGAUUUUAUUUAGUAUUCAGCGUUCUUCUUUUUUUUCUUCUCCUCCUCCUCCACAUUUUAUUUAUAUUCAGCGUUCUUCUUUUUUUCUCCUCCUCCUCCACAUUUUAUUUAGCAUUCAGCCUUUUUUUUUUUUUCUUUGUCCUCCUCCUCAUUUUAUUUACCUUCUUUUUUUUCUUCUCCUCCUCCUCAUUUUAUUUAGUAUUCAGCGUUCUUCUUUUUUUCUUUCUCCUCCUCCUCCCCUACUCAUUUUAUUUAGUUAUUCAGCCUUCUUUUUUUUCUUCUCCUCCUCCUCCUCAUUUUAUUUAGUAUUCAGCGUUCUUCUUUUUUUUCUUCUUCUCCUCCUCCUCCUCCUCCUCAUUUUAUUUAGUAGUCAGCGUUUUUCUUUUUUUUUCUUCUCCUCCUCAUUUUAUUUAUAUUCAGCGUUCUUCUUUUUUUUCUUCUUCUCCUCCUCCUCCUCCUCCUCAUUUUAUUUAGUAGUCAGCGUUUUUCUUUUUUUCUCCUCCUCCUCCACAUUUUAUUUAGUAUUCAGCCUUCUUUUUUUUCUUCUCCUCCUCCACAUUUUAUUUAGUAUUCAGCCUUCUUUUUUUUUUCUCCUCCUCCUCAUUUUAUUUAGUAUUCAGCGUUCUUCUUUUUUUUUAUGUUCAGCGUUCUUCAUUUUUUUUCUUCUCCUCCUCCGCCACAUUUUAUUUAGUAUUCAGCCUUCUUUUUUUUUUCUUCUCCUCCUCCUCCUCAUUUUAUUUAGUAUUCAGCGUUCUUCUUUUUUUCUCCUCCUCAUUUUUUAUUUAGUAUUCAGCCUUCUUUUUUUCUUCUCCUCCUCCUCCUCAUUUUAUUUAGUAUUCAGCGUUCUUCUUUUUUUCUUCUUCUCCUCCUCCUCCUCCUCCUCAUUUUAUUUAGUAUAUUCAGCCUUCUUUUUUUUUCUUCUCCUCCUCCUCCUCAUUUUAUUUAGUAUUCAGCGUUCUUCUUUUUUUUUCUUCUCCUCCUCAUUUUAUUUAGUAUUCAGCCUUUUUUUUCUUCUCCUCCUCCUCAUUUUAUUUAGUAUUCAGUGUUUUUCUUUUUUUUUCUUCUCCUCCUCCUCAUUUUAUUUAGUAUUCAGUGCUUUUCUUUUUUUUCUUCUCCUCCUCCUCCUCCUCCUCCUCCUCCUCCACAUUUUAUUUAGUAUUCAGCCUUCUUUUUUUUCUUCUCAUCCUCCUCAUUUUUUUAAGUUCUGCGUUCUUCUUUUUUUCUUCUCCUCCUCUUCCAGAUUUAAUUUAGUAUUCAGUGUUCUUCUUUUUUUCUUCUCCUCCUCCACAUUUUAUUUAGUAUUCAGCCUUCUUUUUUUUCUUCUCCUCCUCCACAUUUUAUUUACGUUGUUCUUUUUUUCUUUCUCCUCCUCCUCCCCCUACUCAUUUUAUUUAGUAUUCAGCGUUCUUCUUUUUUUUCUUCUCCUCCUCCUCAUUUUAUUUAGGAUUCAGCCUUCUUUUUUUUCUUCUCCUCCUCCACAUUUUAUUUACCGUAAUUUUUUCUUCUCCUCCCCCACAUUUUAUUUAGUAUUCAGCCUUCUUUUUUUUCUUCUCCUCCUCCUCAUUUUAUUUAGUAUUCAGCGUUCUUAUUUUUUUUCUUUCUCCUCCUCCUCCCCCUACUCAUUUAAUUUAGUGUUCAGCGUUCUUCUUUUUCUUCUUCUCCUCCUCUUCCAGAUUUUAUUUAGUAUUCAGCGUUCUUCUUUAUUUUUUCUCCUCCUCCUCAUUUUAUUUACCUUCUUUUUUUUCUUCUCCUCCUCCUCAUUUUAUUUAGUAUUCAGCGUUCUCCUUUUUUUUCUUUCUCCUCCUCCUCCCCUACUCAUUUUAUUUAGUAUUCAGCGUUCUUCUUUUUUUUCUUCUCCUCCUCCUCAUUUUAUUUAUAUUCAGCGUUCUUCUUUUUUUUCUUUCUCCUCCUCAUCCCCCUACUCAUUUUAUUUAGUGUUCAGCCUUCUUUUUUUUCUUCUCCUCCUCCUCCUCAUUUUAUUUAGUAUUCAGCGUUCUUCUUUUUUUUCUUCUUCUCCUUCUCCUCCUCCUACUCCUCCUCAUUUUAUUUAUAUUCAGCGUUCUUCUUUUUUUUCUUUCUCCUCCUCCUCCAGAUUUUAUUUAGUAUUCAGCGUUCUUCUUUUUUUUUCUUCUCCUCCUCCUCCACAUUUUAUUUUUAUUCAGCGUUCUUCUUUUUUUUCUUUCUCCUCCUCCUCCCCUCACUCAUUUUAUUUAGUAUUCAGCGUUCUUCUUUUUUUUCUUCUCCUCCUCCUCAUUUUAUUUAGGAUUCAGCCUUCUUUUUUUUCUUCUCCUCCUCCACAUUUUAUUUACGUUCUUCUUUUUUUUCUUCUCCUCCUCCGCCACAUUUUAUUUAGUAUUCAGCCUUUUUUUUUUCUUCUCCUCCUCCUCUUCAUUUUAUUUAGUAUUCAGCGUUCUUCUUUUUUCUCCUCCUCCUCCUCCUCAUUUUAUUUAUAUUCAGCGUUCUUUUUUUUUUUUUUCCUCCUCCUCCUCCUCCUCAUUUUAUUUAGUAUUCAGCGUUCUUCUUUUUUUUUCUUCUCCUCCUCAUUUUAUUUAGUAUUCAGCGUUCUUCUUUUUUUCUUUCUCCUCCUCCGCCACAUUUUAUUUAUUAUUCAUUCUUUUUUUCUUCUCCUCCUCCUCCUCAUUUUAUUUAUUAUUCAGCGUUCUUCUUUUUUUCUCUCCUCCUCCUCAUUUUAUUUAGUAUUCAGCCUUUUUUUUUUCUUCUCCUCCUCCUCCUCAUUUUAUUUAGUAUUCAGCUUUCUUUUUUUUUCUUCUCUCCUCCUCCUCCUCCUCCUCAUUUUAUUUAUAUUCAGCGUUCUUCUUUUUUCUUUCUCCUCCUCCUCCUCCAGAUUUUAUUUAGUAUUCAGCGUUCUUCUUUUUUUUCUUCUCCUCCUCCUCCACAUUUUAUUUAGUAUUCAGCCUUCUUUUUUUUCUUCUCCUCCUCCUCCUCAUUUUAUUUACCUUUUUUUUUUCUUCUCCUCCUCCUCAUUUUAUUUAGUAUUCAGCCUUCUUUUUUUUCUUCUCCUCCUCCACAUUUUAUUUAGUAUUCAGCCUUCUUUUUUUCUUCUCCUCCUCCUCAUUUUAUUUAGUAUUCAGCGUUCUUCUUUUUUUUCUUUCUCCUCCUCCUCCCCCUACUCAUUUUAUUUAGUGUUCAGCGUUCUUCUUUUUUUUCUUCUCCUCCUCCUGAUUUUAUUUAGUAUUCAGCGUUCUUCUUUUUUUUCUUCUCCUCCUCCUCAUUUUAUUUAUUAUUCAGCCUUCUUUUUUUUCUUCUCCUCCUCCACAUUUUAUUUAGUAUUCAGCCUUCUUUUUUUUCUUCUCCUCCUCCUCAUUUUAUUUAGUAUUCAGCGUUCUUCUUUUUUUCUUUCUCCUCCUCCUCCCCUACUCAUUUUAUUUAGUGUUCAGCGUUCUUCUUUUUUUUCUUCUCCUCCUCCGCCACAUUUUAUUUAUAUUCAGCGUUCUUCUUUUUUUUUCCUCCUCCAGCCUCUCUCCUCCUCCUCCUCAUUUUAUUUAGUAGUCAGCGUUUUUCUUUUUUUUUCUUCUUCCUCCUCCUCCUCCUCAUUUUAUUUACGUUUUUUUUUUUUCUUUCUCCUCCUCCUCCAGAUUUUAUUUAGUAUUCAGCGUUCUUCUUUUUUCUUCUCCUCCUCCUCCUCCACAUUUUAUUUAGUAUUCAGCCUUCUUUUUUUUCUUCUCCUCCUCCUCCUCAUUUUAUUUCGUAUUCAGCGUUCUUCUUUUUUUUUCUCCUCCUCCUCCUCAUUUUAUUUAGUAUUCAGCCUUCUUUUUUUUCUUCUCCUCCUCCUCCUCAUUUUAUUUAGUAUUCAGCGUUCUUCUUUUUUUCUUUCUCCUCCUCCUCCUCCUCAUUUUAUUUAG
Molecule: messenger RNA, 5769 nt
Organism: Acanthosepion pharaonis
Lineage: Eukaryota; Metazoa; Mollusca; Cephalopoda; Sepiida; Sepiidae
Source: the annotation of a GenBank genome assembly